Westerdykella ornata is the source of this 2621-nucleotide messenger RNA. Its product is annotated as NADPH-cytochrome P450 reductase, variant. The coding region runs from base 231 to 2333 and encodes 700 amino acids. NCBI's taxonomy places the organism in Eukaryota, Fungi, Ascomycota, Dothideomycetes, Pleosporales, Sporormiaceae. The record is from RefSeq and is a predicted model, not a curated record. The transcript has 2 exons. Gene Ontology annotation, molecular function: FMN binding; NADPH-hemoprotein reductase activity; flavin adenine dinucleotide binding. Gene Ontology annotation, cellular component: cytosol.
AGGUAGACACUACACGCCUUCAGCGGCUCCAAGGACCCCUCUCCACCGCUGCCAGUGCCUCUUCGCGUCGCCCGCCAACCCCGCCGACGCCGAGGGUCUGACUUCGGGACCAAGCCCGGCACCGUCCACACGCUCUCUUCCUCCCGCUCGGGCUGUCUCCUCUUUUGCUCCCACGUCCCGUCAACGUGUCCUGUUAGACUGACACUGCUUGCUCCCUCCUUUCCGCCAUCAUGGCUUCCCUAUCUGAUCUGGAUACUCUCGACGUCGUCGUGCUCGUCGCUCUGUUGGUCGGCACCGUCGCCUAUUUCACAAAGGGGACCUACUGGGCUGUCCAACGCGACCCCUAUGGCGAUUCUCUGGCCGCUGCCAAUGGCAUCGCCAAAUCCGCCAAGUCCCGAAACAUAAUACAAAAAAUGGAAGAGUCGGACAAGAACUGUGUCGUCUUCUACGGCUCCCAGACGGGUACCGCCGAAGACUACGCCUCGCGGUUGGCAAAGGAGGGGCACUCACGCUUCGGCCUCAAGACCAUGGUAGCCGACUUGGAAGACUACGACUAUGACAACUUGGACGAAUUCCCCGAGGACAAGCUCGCCAUCUUCGUGCUCGCCACCUAUGGCGAGGGGGAGCCCACUGACAAUGCCGUCGAGUUCUACGAGUUCGUCAGUUCCGACGAGCCCAGCUUCUCCUCGGGCCAAUCUGCCGACGAGAGACCCCUCCGCCAACUCAACUACGUCGCCUUCGGUCUUGGGAACAAUACAUACGAGCACUACAACUCCAUGGUUCGCAACGUCGACAAGUACCUGACCAAGCUGGGCGCUCAGAGGAUCGGAAAAGCCGGCGAGGGCGACGAUGGCGCUGGCACCAUGGAAGAAGACUUCCUCGCUUGGAAGGAGCCCAUGUGGGCCGCUGUGGCGGAGAAGUUCGGUCUCGAGGAGCGCGAAGCCGUGUACGAGCCCGUCUUCGAAAUCACCGAGCGAGACGAUCUGGACCCCGAAUCGGAUGAGGUCUAUCUUGGUGAACCGAACAAGAAUCAUCUCGAGGGCUCUCAAAAGGGGCCCUUCAACCAGAAUAAUCCCUUCAUCGCACCCAUAGUCGAAUCGUACGAGCUGUUCACGGCCAAAGAUCGCAACUGCCUUCACAUGGAAAUCCAAAUCAGCGGCUCCAAUCUUACCUACACCACCGGCGACCACAUCGCUGUUUGGCCUACAAAUGCGGGGAAGGAGGUUGACCGAUUUCUGCACAUGCUUGGGCUCUCAGAAAAACGUCACAAGGUCAUCGCAGUCAAGGGCCUGGAUCCCACAGCCAAGGUACCUUUUCCGUCUCCAACCACGUAUGAUGCCGUGGUGCGAUACCACAUGGAAAUCUGCGCUCCCGUGUCUAGGCAACUCGUCUCCACCGUUGCUCAGUUCGCGCCGACCGAGGAAAUCAAGACUGAAGCCACCAAGCUCGGAGGGGACAAGGACUACUUCUACUCCAAGGUCACCGAUCGUAACCUCAAUCUAGCCCAGCUUCUUGAGAUCCUCUCCAACGGCGAACCCUGGCGUAAAAUCCCCUUCUCUCUCAUGAUCGAAGGCAUUGUCAAGAUCCAACCGCGCUACUACUCCAUUUCAUCGUCAUCUCUGGUUCAGAAGGACAAGAUUGCCAUUACUGCUGUCGUGGAGUCAAUAUCGAAGCCCGGGGCUCCCCAUAUCCUGAAGGGGGUCACGACAAACUACCUCCUGGCGUUGAAGCAGAAGCAGCACGGCGAUCCCGAUCCCGAUCCUCACGGACUCAACUACGCAAUCACCGGCCCUCGUAACAAAUACGAUGGAAUUCACGUCCCUGUUCACGUUCGUCACUCCAGCUUCAAACUCCCCUCGGACCCAUCCAAGCCCGUCAUCAUGGUCGGCCCUGGAACGGGCGUCGCCCCCUUCCGCGCGUUUGUUCAAGAACGAGCAGCCCAAGCCAAGGCCGGUCAGAAAGUGGGCAAGACGAUACUGUUCUUCGGGUGCAGGAGGAGGAAUGAGGACUUUUUGUACGCCAAGGAGUGGGAGCAAUAUAAGAAGGAUCUGGGCGACAAUUUCAUCAUGCACACUGCCUUCUCCCGCGAAACCCCUAAGAAGGUCUACGUGCAGGACCUCAUGAAAGAUUGCCAAGAGGAGCUUAGCAGACUCCUCCAGGAGGAGAAGGCCUACUUUUACGUCUGCGGUGAUGCAUCGAACAUGGCUCGCGCCGUGAAUGACCAAGUUGUCCAGGGCAUCGCGGCCUUCCGGAAUGUAUCUCGAGAGAAAGCCGAAGAGAUUGUGAAGAUGAUGAGGGCCUCCAACCAAUACCAGGAGGACGUCUGGUCAUGAUUGGACAAGCUCACGGCUGCCGCACGUUUUAUGAUGUCCGUUGGGUAUGGAUAGAAUCAGGGCGGCUUACUGGCGUUUGCUCUCAUCUGCAUAGGGGAGAAGAAGAGGCGAUCCCCCGAGCACAUUCAGGAUGGCAUUUUUUGACAUAAUGUUCUUGCACAAAGCGUUGGUGUACCGUCUAGACAUGUUUGGCGCGUUAUGCUUGCUGCUCCUCUCCGUCUGCGGUUCCUAUUUCUGACUUGUUGUACAGAGGGAACGAUUUAAGUUCAACACUGUUAUCUUGUUACA